AUGCGCCGACUCUUUGCGUCGUCUGUCGUCGUGUUGGCGGCGCUAACGCGACGCCUGCACACACGGGAGGACGUGCGCAACAUCGCGGUUAUUGCCCACGUCGAUCACGGCAAGACGACCCUUGUGGAUAGCAUGCUGAGUCAGUCCGGCACUGUGGCGAAUGCGCACAACCGUGUGAUGGACAGCAAGGAUCAGGAGAGGGAGCGCGGCAUCACCAUCCUGGCCAAGAACACGGCCAUUGUCCUAGACAACGGAAAGCGUCGCAUCAACAUCGUGGACACACCUGGUCACCUGGACUUCUCCGGCGAGGUGGAGCGUGCACUGCAGAUGGUCGAGGGCAUUAUCCUCUUGGUCGAUGCAAAGGAGGGCGUCCGCCCUGGCACGCGGUACGUCCUGCGCAAGGCACUCUCCCUCCACCUGCGACCCAUCGUGUGUCUCAACAAGAUCGACAAGGACGACCUCAACAUCGCAAAGACAGAGAAGGCCGUCGAGGACUUGUUCCUGGAGGCAGCACAGGAUGAAAGCCAGCUCGAAAUGAAGUUCUUGUACGGCUCUGGGCGCAACGGGUACAUGAACGAGGAGCCCAGGCAGGAGGGCACCCUGACCCCGCUCUUCGACACGAUUUUUAGCACUGUGCCAGCACCCAAGGCGGAGGAUGAACAGACCCUGCAGAUGCUGGUCGCCCAGGUCGACGAAGACGAGCAGAACGGCACGAAGCUUGCGAUUGGCCGCAUCUACAACGGCGCCGUGCAAACCGGCGAUGUCGUCACGGUUGCGCUCGAGGAAAGGCAAACAGACGCCCUGGUGAAGUCGAUUCACCUCUACUGCGGUGUGCAGAAGAUGCCCGUGACGAGGGCCAGCUACGGAGACAUCUGCAUCCUCGAACUACAGGAGCCGAUCGGGAUGAAGGUGCCGCUGAAGAUCGGGGGUACGAUUGGGAAGCAGAGCGCGGUAAAAUUGUUUCCGUACAAGAAGCCCGACGACCCGACCUACAGCCUUGUCCUGCAAGAGAGCGAGGCCAGCUGGAAGGGCAAAGAGGCGACUGAGGCCAUGGGAAAGAUGCCCCUUAUCCAGCGCCGGCUCGACCGGGAGGCAAUGGUGAACACGGCUCUGCAGCUCAAGAGUCUCAACGCAAAGCAGAUCAUCAUGUACGGUCGCGGCCCGCUGCAUCUUUCCGUCAUCAUCGAAGACAUGCGGCGCGAGGGUUACGAGUUUGAGAUUCAGGCACCGCGGGUGCUGACGCGCAUGAUCGACGGCGUGACAUGCGAGCCGUUCGAGCGACUGCUGCUGGAGUUCAAAGACAACCUCGUGUCUGACGUUGUUUCGUUUCUGAGCUCUAAGAUGGGCGAAAUUGGCGAGAUCGAGCCGCUGUCGAAUGGGCGCGUCCUCAUGGAAUGUGUGAUGCCAGUGCGCCUCAUGUCGAAUGUGCCGCUGAAAUUUCACACCCUCACUGGCGGUGACGGUGUGCUGAACCACCAGUUCGACUCGUACCGUCCAAUGGCCGCCAUCGAUACGGAACGAGAUACUGGCGCCCUUAUAUCUGUCGAAAAUGGCGAGGUGACGGACUGGUCGCUCUCCGGCUUCGGCACGCAGGGACGCUUCUUCGUACUCCCUGGUGACCAGGUGCACUAUGGCCAGAUUAUCGGUGAGAACCAGAAGACGUCGCUGCAGAACCUAGGCGUGAACGUGUGCAAGCGCAACGAGCAGCUUGGCGGCAUGCGAGCAAACGCCAACGAUAAGGCUAACAGCAGAAGAGGCCCCUACAGCGCGGUGCGCUACACUUUCGAGGACUGUGCUGCAUGGGUGACGGACGAUGAGCUUGUUACCGUGACGCCCAAGUCGAUACGCAUGCGCAAGCCAGGGUUCAAUGGAAAGACCAGUAUGCGCUCCCUGAAGAGGAAGUGA
Molecule: messenger RNA, 1905 nt
Organism: Leishmania braziliensis MHOM/BR/75/M2904
Lineage: Eukaryota; Euglenozoa; Kinetoplastea; Trypanosomatida; Trypanosomatidae
Product: putative elongation factor
Exons: 1
Coding region: 1-1905 (634 amino acids)
Cellular component (GO): cytosol; ribonucleoprotein complex
Molecular function (GO): GTP binding; GTPase activity
Source: RefSeq, a predicted model, not a curated record